CAGAGAAACUGACUUGUCAUGCAGUCAGUGUGGUUGGGAAGGCCUCUGGAGAAUAGAUUUCACUGAAUCAAAUCAGUUAUUUGGGUUGCGUGAAUAUACUUUGAGUCUGGAUUUACACACUGAGACGGUGUCUGAUUCUCUGAAUAAAGCAGGAGGCCUGCUAGAGAUGAGGGGUGACUGAACACAGCUGGAAGAAAUAACGAGGAGUCCUGAAUUCUCUGAGGAGCGACAGAUGAGCUUAUAAAGGAUCUCUGAGCUGGUAAGAUGGAGGAAGCAUACAGUGAACUGUACGAGCAGUUUCUUCGCCUACGGUCACUUUGCCUGAGACAGGCAGCUCUGCUACAUCAACUGACAACAGCUCUGCAGAAACAGCAAGGUGCCACUCUUCCUAAUGGAGAUUUAAGUGAUAUGACAUCUAUCUCCAUCCAGUGUACCCAAGAAAUCCCUGUAUCUCUCCAUGAAGAGCCUCAACCACUAACAGCCACAGCGCUCAACCCACAGUGUGGCAUCAAUCGCCUCUCUAGAAACGUGGGGACUUUUUCUGAUCUCCUCGCUGAAGAUAUGUCUAAGCUGUGUGUGGAAGGGGCUCGUCAGAGGAAAGAAGAUGGGGCGGUGGAGCAAACGGUGGUUCCCCUGUUAAGCCUUGACAUCACAAGGUGUCAAGGAGCCUCUUCCAGUGUCUCAAAUAAUCCGAGGAUGGAAGAUCACACAGUUGGUAAGCCUGUGACAGACAGUCCCUGCCAUGCUGGACACUUCCCGAGUCAGUCUGAUGGGUUGCUGAUGUCAGACGUGGCACUGCAGUCUCACGUGUGUGACUUCUGCCAGGCAGUUUUCCCCGGAGACUCAACCACCAGAGGAGAGUUCCUGCGACACCUUUACACCCACGUCACCUAGACUGAUCUGUCUUUUCCUCCUGACACAUGAGCGAUAUUUUACAUGACAUGCAGUGAUUGAGGAGGUGUAACUCAGUUAACCUGAUGUCUGGAAACAGCAUUUAAAUCCACCUGCGCUUCAUAUUGUUAGCUAUCUGCUUAUGGAUGAACUGGGCAGAUGCUGGAAACUGUUUCUCUGUUUCCGACUGUUUCUGAGUUGUAAAAUGAAGGAUGGGAAUUUUUCAAGAGAUUGUAUUUGUAAAGGCUCAGUUUACCUACAUUAAAACCAACACAUCCACAGUAAUUGUAUUUAGCGGUGGGUUUAUGUGUGCAGGUAUUGGCAUAUCCAUCCCCAUACUUUUCUGUAUCACUUUGUAUAAGUCAGUUUUUUCAUUACAACAUAAUGUCAACCUAACCCAAACCGAACUGGGGCAGAUUGCACCCUAUGAUGUGCUUUUACUCUUAUAGUUUCGCCUGAGAUCUUAUGAUUCAUCAUAAAGGCAUCCUUACUUUAUGUACCCUGACUGUGAUCCCCCCCAGCUGCUUUAAUGUAGCCUUUAGCCAAUCCCUGUGUUUUCCUCCUCUUCCCUGUCCACCUCCCCCAGCUGUGUGUUCUCCUAAUUACUUCCCUGUGUAUAUGUAACGUGUUGUCGUCUGUGAUCCUGCACUGUUGUCCUGCCUGUUAUUUCCACCGUCGGUGUUCCAGUCUUCAGCCGAGGUCUUCCUUUAUCUUCAGUGGUUUGAGAUUUUUAUUCAAUUUUUUUAUUUGUACUUUGUGUUUUUGUUGCUUGCUUGUUUUUUUGGACAUCUCUAUUGACAAUAAAGCUUGCGUUUUGUUUUUA
Messenger RNA from Plectropomus leopardus (leopard coralgrouper), 1714 nucleotides. RefSeq lists its product as uncharacterized. The record is from RefSeq and is a predicted model, not a curated record. NCBI's taxonomy places the organism in Eukaryota, Metazoa, Chordata, Actinopteri, Perciformes, Serranidae. Gene Ontology annotation, biological process: negative regulation of canonical NF-kappaB signal transduction.